GUGACCCAUAUAUCCCAUUACUAUUGCAUUCUUUCUUCUUUUUUUCAGGCAAAAUAAAAGAAAUUCCCUUCAUGAAUGAAAACAUGCAGAAAUAUUUGGAAAAUUAUUAGUAGGAAAAACUUUACAUAAGAGUACAAAAAGAAAAGGAACAUAAUAGUAAAAAGAAGUGGUAGAUAGCUAGUUUGAACUUGUGCAUUUUAAAUGCUUGUCUACUUCCAUGUGAGAAUAUUAAUAUGAUUAUGGAUUUGACCAAAGUGGUAAGGAGUUUAAUUUAGUUAAUUAUAUAUAUAGCUUUAUGGAUACAUAUGAUUCUCGAAAGAUCACAGUUUCUACUUGGGGAGUUUAUUAGAGUCUGUCACCUGGUUCUAUUUUGCCUAAUAAUGUACUUAAAAAGCAACUUUGGUGAUAUUGUUUUGUAAUAUCCGUUUGUACUGUUGGGAAACAACUUUUUCUCCGAAAAUUUUAAUAACUCCACCUUGUUAGAUUCUUGGUUUUUUUUCUGUCAAAAUCAUGAAAACUUGUGUAUAUAUAAUUUCUCAGGCUAAGGCUUUCAUAACCCUAAUAUUGGUCAUUUUUCUCUGGACUGAAUCUCAUUAGCUAGAGUAAUGGAAAUCUCAAGGGAAAAAUGGGAAAGAUGGGAACUUUUGUGGAUGGGAUUGGUUCUCAAGUGGGAACUUUAUAUCAUUAGCAGCCAAUCAACAUUCAACUAUCUGAUCCUUUCACAAAAUCCCCAACCCAACACCACACACUGUGAGCACCAUAUGUUCCUUUAUUACCCCUUUGAAAUCCACUAAUUCCAUUUAUACCCUUUAUUUGUUAUCCCACUGUCCUCUCACAGCCGGAGAAAAAGAGAGAGGGGUCAUUUUGGAUAAUUCAUCAACCGUUAUUCGUAACGUGAGGUGUUGUUUAAUGAUGCUGAAGAAAGAUGGAUAAUUUAGUUACUAAAAGAAUGACCAAAAAGUUUUGAGCUUCAUUUUUUUUUAUCCUUUUUUUCCCUCAGUACUGGCUAUAUUAUUGCAUAAUGUUUUAGUUUCUGUUGCUGAAUGAAAACUUUUGAAAAAAAGGUCCAAAAGAAACAAAAGAGUACCCUGGAUUAGACAUACAAUUAGUGUUGCCUCAUCACUACCUUUUGGGACAGCAGCAUCUGAACUGAAGCUCUCUCUCUCUCUCUCUCUCUCUCUCUCUCUCUCUCUCUCUCUCUCUCUCUCUCUCUCUCAUUAUUUCACUCUGUAGUUUAGUAUAUAUGAUGCAGAAAUGAUCAUGACAAAGGACUCUUCUGUCACUGCCAUGGUAGAUCUUGAUCAGGAGCAACCUGCACCUAUUGAUGUAAAUAUGACCUCCAAAAAGAAGGAACUUCUUUCCACUGCUCUGAAGAGAACCAGUGAAUGGAUUUUCUCUCAAGAGAUUCCCAGUGAUGUUACUAUCAAAGUUGGAGAAGUUUCAUUCUCAUUACACAAGUUUCCAUUAGUUUCGAAGAGUGGACAUAUACGAAAACUGGUAUCGGAUUCUAAUGAUCCUGAUCUUUGUGUAAUCGCUCUUGCUGAUGUUCCUGGUGGGGCAGAAGCGUUUGAACUUGCUGCCAAAUUCUGCUAUGGAAUAAAUUUCGAGAUAAGCACAGAAAAUAUUGUCAUGCUGAGAUGUGUAGCAGAGUAUCUUGGGAUGACUGAGGAGUAUGCAGUUGGAAACUUAGUUGGAAGAACUGAAGCCUUCUUGAGUGAAGUGGCACUCAAAACUCUUGCAGGAGCAGCCUCUAUUCUACAUAUUUCAGAAAAUUUUCUACCAAUAGCAGAGAAAGUUAAAUUGGUCAGCAAAUGCAUAGAUGCAAUUGCCUAUAUAGCCUGCAAAGAUAGCCAAUUCUGUAUGUCCGGAAGGAGCACUGAAAGUGGAAGUGAGGGUGUGAUUUCUUCCUUAGUUUCUGGUUCAAAACCAGUUGUUGAUUGGUGGGCUGAAGAUCUGACCGUUCUUCGAAUCGAUAUGUUCCAAAGAGUUCUAGUUGCCAUGAUGGCAAGAGGGUUCAAGCAAUACGCUCUUGGGCCAAUUCUCAUGCUUUAUGCUCAAAAAUCACUGAGAGGUUUGGAAAUAUUUGGUAAGGGAAGGAAGAAAAUCGAGCCAAGACAAGAACAUGAGAAGAGAGUUGUGCUAGAAACAAUAGUUAGUCUUCUACCAAAGGAGAAAAAUGCUAUGUCAGUUAGUUUUCUUUCAAUGCUCCUGCGAGCAGCGCUCUAUCUCGAGACAACAGUUGCUUGCCGCCUAGAUUUGGAGAAAAGGAUGGGAAUGCAGUUGGGGCAGGCUGUUUUGGAUGAUCUCUUAAUUCCUUCAUAUUCAUUCACUGGUGACACAUUGUUUGAUGUGGACAGUGUUCAGAGAAUCAUGACAAAUUUCCUUGAUUACGAAAUGAGUGGUACUCGUUACGUGUUUAAUGGAGAUGAGGAUUAUGUCUCCCCUCCACAAAGUGAGCUCGAACGAGUUGGGAAGCUAAUGGAAAACUACCUAGCUGAAAUAGCUUCUGAUAGAAACUUACCUGUUUCAAAAUUCAACAGUCUUGCUGAACUUAUUCCAGAGCAAUCAAGGGUAACCGAAGAUGGGAUGUAUAGAGCCAUUGACAUUUAUCUAAAGGCUCAUCCUGCUCUAAGUGACAUGGAGAGGAAGAAGGUAUGCAGCUUGAUGGACUGCCAGAAGCUGUCUCGGGAGGCCUGCGCCCACGCGGCUCAAAAUGAUAGGCUGCCAGUACAAACUGUGGUCCAAGUGCUUUACUACGAACAACAAAGAUUCAGAGAAGUGAUGAAUGGUAGCCUAUCAGGCAGCGAAUCACCUGCUAUUCCUUCAGUGAAGAUGAACUUAUAUUCCAAUGACAUGCACCCGAUUUCAGACGAGCUCUCCAGCCUGCGCAGAGAAAAUGAUGAACUCAAAUUAGAACUAGUGAAAAUGAAAAUGAAGCUAAAAGAAAUUGAAAGAUCAAACACAGGAAGGUCAACUGCUGCGAAUAGUCCUAUUGGAACAAUCAUGUCAUCACCUGCUGAUAAGCCUCCUCAGCCAAGAAAAUCAUUCAUGAACUCAGUGUCAAAGAAACUUGGGAGGCUUUACCCUUUUGUCCGCUCAGAUGGAAUGACACCUUCAUACAAAACUCGGACAAAACCAGCUAAAGAUCGGCGGCAUUCAAUAUCCUGAUGAGCCAUUGUUUUACUUUCUGAGCUAUGUCAUACACUGUAAGAAGUUCAGUUUUUUCUUUAUUGUUUUGUCUUACAACUCUUGAGAAUGAUUACUAGCUAAGAAUGUGUUUUUUUUUCUUUUCGGUUUUCGUGAUUAAUUUUACUUCUUUCUUUUGUCCUGUUCUGUAUGGAAGAUUGUUGUAAAUAAUAAUUAUGUUUUUGUGUAA
Molecule: messenger RNA, 3376 nt
Organism: Cannabis sativa
Lineage: Eukaryota; Viridiplantae; Streptophyta; Magnoliopsida; Rosales; Cannabaceae
Product: BTB/POZ domain-containing protein SR1IP1
Exons: 5
Coding region: 1255-3168 (637 amino acids)
Molecular function (GO): protein binding
Source: RefSeq, a predicted model, not a curated record